CGGAAAACAAGGAAAAUGGGGGCAUAAAGUUUGGAGAGUGGUCUUUGGAAUUCUGUUCCGCAGAAUCCGAGUCCACUAGCUCUCCUCCCCAGGGCUUUCAACUUCCCCCAAACCCCAUCGCCUCGCCGCCGAGGCCGAGCGAGCAGAGCACCACGUCGGGCGGCGUUUCCCUGUCUCUCCGCCGGAUACUACUACGCCCGCCGCCGCAGCGCCGAUCCUGUGCCAGUUCAAGCGGAGCGAGGGAUCGGAUUGGUUGCUUCCUUUCCUCCAUCUCAUGUUGGUGGACUGAGAGAUGGAGUUUUAAUUUCAAAUAGCAUCUUGAGGACUGCCACUAAGCUUUUAAGUUAGAUACAUAAUGGGUGGCUGUUGUUGCUGUUCGUCGAGAACAUCUGAAGCAGUUAGAGCACCAGUUGAUAUCUAUCGUCAACAAAAUCUUGAGGAGCAUGAGCCGUUGUCUUCAGCUUUUGAUGGAUCAUCUCCAGCCUCUGCAAUUGUUGCAGUAGACACAAAUUUGGAUACUUCCACACCUGACACAUAUCGAGCACCACCUGCACCCUUGCCUUAUGAUGUUGUUUUGGCAGUCCCAGAUAACCCUGGUUUGGAGAAGCCAGACACUAAGAGCAAAACUGAUGACCAUCAAGAGUCCAUAAAUGAUGAGCAGUCCUUAAAGGUGGAUGAGUCAUGUAAGAAAGGUGUUACUGAAGAUAAGGCUGAUGAGGAGGAUGUUUGUCCUAUCUGCCUUGAAGAAUAUGAUGAAGAAAAUCCUCGCUCUGUAACUAAAUGCGAGCAUCAUUUCCAUCUUUGCUGCAUUCUUGAAUGGAUGGAGCGAAAAGAUACUUGCCCAGUUUGUGACCAGAUAACUUUGGUGGAUGAGAUGUUUGAAUAGGCUUGGUAACCCUGGUGGAUCAUCUCUUGGAGCUGUUUUUUGCUGAGGAAGUGCAGGCAGCAACUACUUUACUCUUGAUAUUGGUCCAUUCUGGGUGGCUCUCAUGGUAAUGAAUUGAGGGGGCAAAAAUUGGAAAGAUGAAUGACAUGAAAUGUAUUUAUGCCACGUCCUUGGUUGUGCGCUCUGUGUUAUGCUUUCGCUGUUCAUAGCAACAGGUGGAUUAGGAAACUGCUUGGUUGAAUAUAUAUAUGUCGGCUUGCUGGUUCAUUCUGUUCGAAGUCCAACACUCUACCCUUUUGCUUUUAUGAAUCCAUAGUUUCAGACAUCUGCUGGUUCUUCCAUGAUCAAGUCAGCUGUGUAUAUAUCAUACAUUUGGUGCGUGAUAGGUCAAAAUGGUCUAGAUGGAGAUGGGGGUUGCUUUGUACAAUCCAUGCUAUUCAAGCUUUCUGUAUAUAAUCUUUCUGUUUUCUUCGUUUUGUCUAGUCAGACAAGUUUCAGGGAUAUAAUUUUCAGUUCUAAAUUUUUUCA
Messenger RNA from Sorghum bicolor (sorghum), 1414 nucleotides. Its product is annotated as probable E3 ubiquitin-protein ligase RHB1A. Bases 356 to 886 code for a protein of 176 amino acids. The transcript is spliced from 6 exons. Lineage: Eukaryota; Viridiplantae; Streptophyta; Magnoliopsida; Poales; Poaceae. The record is from RefSeq and is a predicted model, not a curated record. Gene Ontology annotation, molecular function: ubiquitin-protein transferase activity.